Molecule: messenger RNA, 291 nt
Organism: Esox lucius (northern pike)
Lineage: Eukaryota; Metazoa; Chordata; Actinopteri; Esociformes; Esocidae
Product: serine/threonine-protein kinase pim-3-like
Exons: 2
Coding region: 26-265 (79 amino acids)
Biological process (GO): negative regulation of apoptotic process; regulation of mitotic cell cycle; protein autophosphorylation
Cellular component (GO): cytoplasm
Molecular function (GO): ATP binding; protein serine/threonine kinase activity
Source: RefSeq, a predicted model, not a curated record
GGUCCUUGAGCGUCCCACACCCUGCAUGGACCUGUCUGACUACUGCAUGGCCAUGGGAGGGAAGCUGGACCAGGCCGUAGCGAGGGACAUCAUGCACCAGGUGGCUGUCGCCAUGCAGCACUGCCAGAACCGUGGCGUCUUCCACUGCAACAUCAAAAUGGAGAACCUGCUGGCAGACGGACAAUAUGAAAGUCAAGCUCAUCGACUUUGGCUGCGGAGAUCUACUGAGCGCUCAGUUUUACCGGGAGAUUGCAGGUACUGCUGAGUACAUCCCCCCGAGUGGUUUCUGGA